Molecule: messenger RNA, 1982 nt
Organism: Paramuricea clavata
Lineage: Eukaryota; Metazoa; Cnidaria; Anthozoa; Malacalcyonacea; Plexauridae
Source: the annotation of a GenBank genome assembly
AUGGAACAAGAAAUAUCUGACCUGAAGUUCAUAAACCAAGAGUUGGCAGAUUAUGUUGAAACACUUGAAAAGAGAGACUCAUUAAAUUGUCAGGGGAGAAAGAUACAUGAAGUCGGUACUAAGCAGAAGGGUAGGAGACUACGGGUUUUUAAAAAUAAAGCACAAUGUGCUUUAUGGUUCUGUAAGAGCUUUGGCCUUGAGAUAAGCCAAAUUAAACUAAAAGAUGAGGAGGGAUGUAAUUUCACCUUUGAUUACACUGCAGAUCAUGGUGAUUCCAAUAUGAGUGAAAAUGAAAGGAUUAAACAAAUUCUCUUUCUUUUAGACAAAUUUUGUGUUGGGGAUGCUUUUUAUCAUGAGGUUUCCAUUUUAUCGGAUGAUCUACCAAAAUCAUAUUUGGUGAAACAAUUGAGAGCGGAUAUGAACAAAACAUAUCACAUUGAAAGGACUCGAGGCUACCCUGGUGCAAGGCUUGAUUUUACCUCCACUCUGAGAGAACAUAUGAAAGAGCUACUGGCUCAGCAACCAGAUCUGAGUGACAAUGUUGUGCAAGUAAAGUUGAGUGGUGAUGGUGCUCGCAUGACCCGGUCGACCAACUUUAUGAUGUUUUCAUUUGCCCUCCUACAACAAGGUAAUGUUAUGUCCUCUAAGAGCAAUAGAACUGUUGCUAUUAUAAAUGGAAAGGAGGAUUAUCAAACUCUUAAAACUGCGCUUCCAGAUUUUUUUGAUGAAGUCAAUUCUCUGAUUGAGACAGGAAGCCUGCUUGUUGACGGUAACGAAGUAAAGUUGGAAUUUUUCUUGGGUGGGGACUACAAAUUCUUGCUAAUGAUCAUGGGAUUGAAUUCCGAAACUGCAGACUAUGCAUGUCUGUGGUGUGAAAUCCACAAGCAGUUCAGAUGGGAUACUAGCAAGGAUUUGCUUUUUUACAACACAGAACCCCUUAAAAGGAUCCUUGAAAAUAUAAAAAAACAAUGCCAAUGCAAGAGUUCCAACUAUAGAUGUAUUAACCCUCCCCUGAUCAACAUAGACUUGGAUCAUGUAUUGGCGGAUGAGUUGCACCUUCUACUCAGACUAACAGAUAGAAUGCUCCAAAAUGUUGUUGAUGAAAUUUUGGAAAAGGAUGCCAUCGAGGACUUUAAUAAACCAAAGGGACAGCCUAAAGGUGUUCUAUUAAAGAAAUUUGUGGAUGAUGUUAAUUAACUUGGUGUCACAUUUUCUGUAUGGUACAAGAAGAAUGCAGAUGGUUCUCGCAGCAAUGUUUUAGAGUAUACAAGCCUUGUUGGGGCACAAAAGAAACUGCUAUUGAUGAAACUACCUUCCAUGUUGGAAAACUACCUACAUUCUGAUACAGCUGUAACUGUAAUGCAAAUAUGGAACGACUUCAAGGAAUACUAUGACUUAAUAUCCGACAUAAAUUUGACAAGUGAUUUAUCCAAUAUUGCAUUUGAAAAAGCAAAACAGUGGCUUGAGUUAUUCUGCUCGAUAAGACAGUUUCGAACUGGGUAUACAAGAGCAAAGAUUACUCCAUACAUGCACAUCAUGUGUUACCAUGUUCCAUUUUUUAUUCAGAAGUAUGGUUGCUUCAAAAGGUUCACUGGGCAAGGUGUGGAAAAAACAAUGAUGAUGCUAAGAAAAUAUUAUUUCAAAAAUCAAACAAGUGGGACGCUGCGAAAGAUAUACUUUUUAUGGAGAAUAGACAGUGGGACCUUAAGAAGCAUGAAAGGAAUAAAGGCAACUAUACAAAAAGAAACAGGCAGUACUGGGAUGUAGAAAUCAGCCAAAAUAGGAAGAAGAGUAGACAAAUUACAGAAGCUCCCAUCCUUCAGGAAGAAAAUGAAGCAGCUGAUGUGGCAACUGGUUCACUAGAUUAUAAUAGCUUCACUGUUGCACAGUUGAGAGAAGAGAUCAAGACCAAGGGGCUUAAUCAGAGAGGGCUCUCAAAGUUAAAGAAAAUUGAACUGAUAUCUCUACUUAAGACUUCUUGA